AUGCUAGUAAUCGUUGGCGCGUCCGGCAAGCUCGGCUUCGCGACCUUGUCCGCCCUACUUGAUCGACAGCUCAUAUCGCCCGAGGAGAUCGUCUGCACAACCUCAUCGCAAAGAGGUGAAGCCAAGCUCUCCGACGCUCGAUCAAAGGGCGUGCAAGUGCGCAAAGCAGACUGGGAUGACUCCGUGGAGCACUGGACUCAGACGUUGGAAGGCUGCACGAAACUCUUCUUGAUCUCAAGCGCUCGGGUCCAGAAGGAUCACGGGUAUGAGUAUCCUGAUGCUGGUAGGGAGGCCGAUCAUUUCAAGGUUUUGGAGGCGGCCGUUCAGGCGAAGGUCGGACAUGUGUACUACACAAGUCUGGCGUUUGCGAACCCAAGUCUGAGUCGUGUCAUGACGGCGCAUGAGCGAACCGAACGCUGGCUCAAGGCAUCGUCCUUGAGGUGGACUAUUGUGCGAGAAGGACUCUAUAAUGAGAGCUGGCCACUGUAUCUUGCUACUACGACCUGGACCAGCAUCCCCGACCUUGGACUGGCGAAUGCUGCUGUUCUCGCUGCCCGAUCCGAUGUAUGGGCAGGCAAGACGUUCUACUUGUCUCAGAAGCAGACGAAAUCGUUAUCGGAAGUCGCUGCAAUCGUGUCCAAGCACAAAGGCCGUGAGGUCAAGGUGAAGAUAGUCGACCGACCCAGCCACGAGCGAUAUUACAUCGAAGAGCGAGGCAUGCCUGACGGCGGGAUCUGGUGGUGGGCCCGAACGUACGACGCGCUCGCCGCAAAUGAGUGUGAGAUCCACGACGAUACCUUGGAGACCAUUCUCAAGGGUUUCAGCGUGACGCCUAAGUCGAUGGAGGCGACUAUGGAGGAUAUGCUGUCAUAG
Cyphellophora attinorum is the source of this 873-nucleotide messenger RNA. Its product is annotated as Quinone oxido 2. The coding region runs from base 1 to 873 and encodes 290 amino acids. The transcript is spliced from 2 exons. The record is from RefSeq and is a predicted model, not a curated record. Lineage: Eukaryota; Fungi; Ascomycota; Eurotiomycetes; Chaetothyriales; Cyphellophoraceae.